Messenger RNA from Nannospalax galili (Upper Galilee mountains blind mole rat), 1484 nucleotides. It is a transcript of the gene Prim1, whose product is annotated as DNA primase subunit 1. Bases 8 to 1348 code for a protein of 446 amino acids. The record is from RefSeq and is a predicted model, not a curated record. NCBI's taxonomy places the organism in Eukaryota, Metazoa, Chordata, Mammalia, Rodentia, Spalacidae. Gene Ontology annotation, biological process: DNA replication, synthesis of primer. Gene Ontology annotation, cellular component: alpha DNA polymerase:primase complex. The transcript has 13 exons.
GGCUUCAAUGCGCCUGCGUAAUGAUGGACCCUGGGGUCUGUGCAGUUCCCGCCAAUUCUUGUGGCGUUCCUCGUUGGGUCAAGUUCUGUACUUCAUGGAGUCGUUUGAUCCCGCCGAGCUGCCGGAGCUGCUCAAGCUUUAUUACCGAAGACUCUUCCCCUACGCCCAGUACUAUCGCUGGCUCAACUACGGCGGAGUGAUAAAGAAUUACUUUCAACAUCGUGAAUUUUCAUUCACAUUGAAAGAUGAUAUUUAUAUUCGCUACCAGUCCUUCAACAACCAGAGUGAUCUGGAAAAGGAGAUGCAGAAAAUGAAUCCAUAUAAGAUUGAUAUAGGCGCCGUAUAUUCUCACAGACCCAAUCAACACAAUACAGUGAAGCUGGGGGCUUUCCAGGCUCAGGAAAAAGAACUGGUCUUUGACAUUGACAUGACAGACUAUGAUGAUGUGAGGAGAUGCUGCAGUUCUGCAGACAUAUGUUCUAAGUGCUGGACUCUCAUGACGAUGGCCAUGCACAUCAUCGACCGAGCACUGAAGGAGGACUUUGGGUUUAAGCAUCGACUCUGGGUAUAUUCUGGAAGGAGAGGUGUUCAUUGUUGGGUCUGUGAUGAAUCAGUUAGAAAACUGUCCUCUGCAGUACGUUCUGGGAUAGUUGAGUAUUUGAGUCUUGUAAAGGGUGGUCAAGAUGUGAAAAAGAAAGUUCACCUAAGUGAAAAACUUCACCCUUUUAUCAGAAGAUCUAUAAACAUAAUUAAAAAAUACUUUGAAGAGUAUGCCUUAGUUGGUCAAGAUAUUCUGGAAAAUAAAGAAAGCUGGGAUAAGAUUUUAGCCCUUGUUCCUGAGACAAUUCAUGAUGAGCUCCAAAAAAACUUCCAGAAGCUUCACAAUUCUCUUCAGCGCUGGGAGUAUUUGAAGAAAAUAGUCAACACAUCUCAGAAUAUGAAAAAUGACAAAUGUGGACCAUGGCUGGAGUGGGAGAUUAUGCUCCAGUACUGUUUUCCACGCCUGGAUAUCAAUGUUAGCAAAGGAAUCAAUCAUUUACUGAAGAGCCCUUUUAGUGUUCAUCCUAAAACAGGUCGUAUUUCUGUGCCUAUUGAUUUACUGAAAGUGGACCAGUUUGACCCAUUUACUGUUCCAACCAUAAGCUCCCUCUGCCGUGAGCUAGAUGUCAUUUCCAUUAAUGAAAAGGAAAGAGAGGAGAAUGAAGCUGAUGCCAAACCUAGAACCAGAGAUUAUAAGAAGACCAGUCUAGCACCAUAUGUGAAAGUAUUUGAACAUUUUCUAGAAAAUUUGGAUAAAUCCCGUAAAGGUGAACUUCUCAAGAAGAGUGAUUUACAAAAAGAGUUUUGAAGAAAGCAACUCCCAUCAAUCCAAUAUGAAUGCCUUCUGUCUUCAACCAUGGAUCAGAUACUUCAAGAGUUAUUUAAUAAAUAUGGUAGACUCAUCUAUGUGUUUUAAUGCUUAAAGCAGAAUUUACUUUUUUCAA